AUGCCAGUCCUGCAGACGGUCGGCGAGGCGCCUUUCGUCCAAGGCCUUUAUAUUGGUACUCAUCUUAGUCGUGGGUGGAGGGGAGAAGGCAAUUGGAUUGGCCGUGCCCUACAGAUUCCAUGUCCUAGUCUUGCCAACUCCCUGAAGAAACUCGAUCUUCAGAGGCUAGGUACCGAUAAAGAUAUUCUUCGAUGUGCGUGA
Messenger RNA from Perkinsus marinus ATCC 50983, 201 nucleotides. RefSeq lists its product as hypothetical. The record is from RefSeq and is a predicted model, not a curated record. Bases 1 to 201 code for a protein of 66 amino acids. The transcript is spliced from 2 exons. Lineage: Eukaryota; Perkinsozoa; Perkinsida; Perkinsidae.